Molecule: messenger RNA, 726 nt
Organism: Sitophilus oryzae (rice weevil)
Lineage: Eukaryota; Metazoa; Arthropoda; Insecta; Coleoptera; Curculionidae
Product: trihelix transcription factor GTL1-like
Exons: 3
Coding region: 1-726 (241 amino acids)
Source: RefSeq, a predicted model, not a curated record
AUGGACAUGGAUGUAUUUGAAAUUGAGCAGGGGAAAUGCUCUGUAUGUGGUCUUGAGGGAGAUUUGACUGACAUUCAAAACCAUUUUGAAGAACAUAUCAGCAGAGAUUUAACUGGAGAAUUGGAUGAAGAAUAUGAAGAAUCUACUUCAUAUGAAAAUAGUUUAGUUGACGAGCUUGAUAAACAACAAUCAGCUUCUAGUGGUGCAAGAUGGACAGAUAAUAGCAUUAAGCUAUUAUUGUCAUUAUAUUCUGACCAUUUGCGCUACUUUAAAUCGGGCAAAAAAAGCACCAAGACAGUUUGGCAGAUGGUGACAAAAAAAAUUUCUGAAAAGGGAUAUAACUUCACUAGCGACCAGUGCGAUUUAAAGUUUAGGAAUCUUAAAAAAACAUACAAAAGAAUAAAGGACAACAACAACCGAAGUGGAGCAGGGUCAAUUAAUUGGCCAUAUUUUAAUAAAUUUGAAGACAUUUUUGGCAAGGAUGCUGAUGUAAGGCCUCUUUGCCUAGCUAGUAAUGUAAAUGGUGUUGUAAAGCCACAAAGCUCUACUGAAGGUGAAGGCUCAAUGGAUUCCUGUACUACAGAGACUCCAAAAAGUACCCGUAAGCGGGUGUUAAAUGAGCAGGAGCCACAAUGGUUAAAAAAAUAUAGAAUUGAAGCAGCGGAAAGGCACAAAGAAAAAAUUGCAAUAAUCAAACAACUUAUAGAUGUGCUUAAAGAAAAAUAA